AUGGGUCCCUUGCCGUCUCUUUUCUCUUCCGAGUCGAAUGAUUCAUGGAAGAAGUCCUCUGUUGCUACCUUUGGAGAAUUCGUUGGGACCUUCAUGUUCCUCUUCCUCUCCUAUACAGGAUGCCAAAUUGCCAAUAUGUCCGUGGAUCCCAAGGAUUCUGCGCCUGAACCUAACCCUACUGUUCUGCUAUAUAUAUCGCUCUCCUUCGGUACCGCUCUUGCCAUCAAUGUUUGGGUAUUCUAUAGGAUCACAGGAGGGAUGUUUAACCCGGCGGUAUCCCUGGCUCUCGCUUUGGUCGGAGCUAUCAGCCCUAUCCGAGCAGUAAUGGUAUCUAUUGCCCAGGUUGUUGCCGGAAUUGCUGCCGCUGGAGUUGUCUCUGCCCUCUUCCCUGGACCCCUGGUUGUCCAAACUAAGCUUGGAGGUGGGACUACGACCACACAGGGACUGUUCAUUGAAAUGUUCCUAACCGCUGAACUUAUAAUCACCAUCCUGAUGCUGGCUGUUGUGAAGCACCGUGCAACCUUCCUUGCUCCGUUGGGCAUUGGAUUGGCUCUUUUCAUAGCGCAACUUAGCGAAUGUUGUUACCUAGGUGUUUACUUCACUGGUGGAUCUCUCAACCCUGCCCGUUCCUUCGGCCCAGAUGUUAUCGUAGGAGGAUUUCCUGGAUAUCAUUGGAUUUACUGGGUUGGCCCCUUGCUGGGAUCUUUGCUAGCAACUGGCUUUUAUCAAGCUCUCAAUUUCCUACGCUAUCAGAACGUCAACCCUGGUCAAGAUUUUGAUGGCAUCGGAUCCGAACUCAUGGGAAAUCCUGAGCGCUCAGAGUAA
This is a messenger RNA of Trichophyton benhamiae CBS 112371, 825 nucleotides long. RefSeq lists its product as uncharacterized. Lineage: Eukaryota; Fungi; Ascomycota; Eurotiomycetes; Onygenales; Arthrodermataceae. Gene Ontology annotation, cellular component: plasma membrane. Gene Ontology annotation, biological process: transmembrane transport. Gene Ontology annotation, molecular function: water channel activity. The coding region runs from base 1 to 825 and encodes 274 amino acids. The transcript has 3 exons. The record is from RefSeq and is a predicted model, not a curated record.